Molecule: messenger RNA, 692 nt
Organism: Protobothrops mucrosquamatus (brown spotted pit viper)
Lineage: Eukaryota; Metazoa; Chordata; Lepidosauria; Squamata; Viperidae
Gene: TNFAIP8L1
Product: TNF alpha induced protein 8 like 1
Exons: 2
Coding region: 20-580 (186 amino acids)
Biological process (GO): regulation of apoptotic process; negative regulation of TOR signaling
Cellular component (GO): cytoplasm
Source: RefSeq, a predicted model, not a curated record
AUGCGAAGAAACAGGGAAGAUGGAUCCCUUCAGCACUAAGAACCUGGCUCUCCAAGCUCAGAAGAAGCUGCUGAGCAAGAUGGCCUCCAAGAACAUGGCCAGCAUCUUCAUCGACGACACCAGCAGCGAGAUCCUGGACGAGCUGUACCGGGUCACCAAGGAGUUCACUCACAAUCGCAAAGAAGCCCAGAAGGUCAUCAAGAACCUGAUCAAGAUCGUCGUGAAGUUGGGCGUGUUGUACCGCAACAAGCAGUUUGGCGUGGAAGAGCUGCUCUUGAUGGACCGCUUCCGCAAGAAGGUCCACACCUUGGCCAUGACCGCCGUCAGCUUCUACCAGAUAGACUUCACCUUUGACCGCCGGAUCAUGGCCAACAUGCUCAACGAAUGCCGGGACCUGCUCCACCAAGCCAUCAACACUCACUUGACCGCCAAGUCCCACUCUCGGAUCAACCACGUCUUCAACCAUUUUGCGGACUUCGAGUUCCUCUCGGCCCUCUACGGCUCUUCCGAGCCUUACCAGACCCACCUGCAGCGGAUCUGCGAAGGGCUGAACCAAAUGCUGGAUGAAGGCAACAUCUGAAAAAAACCCACUGUUGUCUUAAGGACCCAGCUGUGGGACUCCGUCGCUUGGGUUUCACCCCCUCUGGAUGUGCUUCUGAUGUAAUUUAGUGGUAUUUUAAGAAUGAGAUUGU